Messenger RNA from Daphnia pulicaria, 716 nucleotides. RefSeq lists its product as uncharacterized. The transcript has 6 exons. The record is from RefSeq and is a predicted model, not a curated record. Lineage: Eukaryota; Metazoa; Arthropoda; Branchiopoda; Diplostraca; Daphniidae. The coding region runs from base 1 to 567 and encodes 188 amino acids.
AUGGCGCAUGCCGAGCAUGCGAAAAAAUCAGAUAGGACCUAUGGAAUCUCGAGAAGUUCAAUAAUAGAUUUAUUUGUUUUUGAUGAUAAAAACCGUCAUACUCCACGCUGUUUAUCAGGUUUGAGGACAGAGCCAGGAAUCAUAACCACACUGUAUGCAAGUUUUUUCUUGGGCAGUAACCUGUCAUCUGCAACAAUCUGCACAAUCGCUUGGAUAAACAGCAUCCCAUUGCAUUGGCAAAACUACCGAUGUCAAUUAAUCGAGAUACGGAUCCCUCUUUUUCCACUUUUCAUUGAAUGUCCUCCUGUACGCCCAUGUGAAUGUGGGUGUAUUCACGAGGACCCCCUUUUACCCUAUCCCGUCUGUUGUCAUUUGCAGAUGGAUGGAGCAACUGUGGAUGCCUGGCUGUAUUUCCCAGGCAUAAAGUCUUUUUCAUCUAUUCCAAAAACAAUUGCGCCAACAGUAAAGAUGGAAACCAGCCAAUGCCAACACCUUCGUCAAACACGUCGUUUGUUAAUGACGGAAGUCACGCCACCUCGACGACCUCCACAUCUCUUACCAUUCUAAUCGUGGCACAAGCCGAGAGCGAUCCUCCGCCGUAUACUCCUCCGCCCACCUACGACAUCAAGUGGUUUGAAGACAAUUGAAUUUUGGCCGCUGUGUAAAUAUUAUAUUCAAUCGACGUGUUUUAUAGUAUACAAUUUUUUCAUUUUUUC